AUGGAUCAAAUGCCAAUCGAGAAACAACCAGAAACAGUAGUAGAGUCGCAGUUUCAAGAAGAGAAUGGGGAUCUCUUAUGUGUGCCAGAAGUAUUCGGAAGCCGAAUAGAUUCAGUAAGAUGUGAUAACUUGGACGAUGGCUUAUAUGCGUUGGAUUGUUCAGAUAAAGUUGCUAUUUGUAGCGCUGGUUGGAAAAGAAUUUAUGGAUGUCCACAGGGACAGUUCUUUAUUCCUGCACUUGGAAAAUGUGACGAAAGUUGGAAAUGCAUAGAUACCAAUCCUUGUGGAACAGGAUUUAUUGGUGUAGUUUAUCUAGGAAAAGUUGAGUCAAUUAAACCAUCCUUUUCGUCUUCUUCAGUUGGUGAUCUUUCGUGCGUAAAUAGAGAUGAUGGAAAUUAUGGAAGACAGUGUUCUCCGAUAUUCGUCAGAUGCCUCCACAAAAUACCGAUUUUGAUGAGAUGUCAGACGGGACGACUUUUUGAUCAACGUUCUAGUCGUUGCAUACCAUUAGAUCGUUGUCCAAUGUUAUCCACUUCUCUUGAUAUUGGCAAGGUUCGAUGCGUUGAAAAUGAACGUUUCGAAAUCGGCAUUUGCAAUGAUUACUAUUAUGCUUGUUCAAAUGGCAAGUUCGUUCUUUAUAAAUGUCUACCUGGUUAUACAUUUGAUGCUAUUCAUGGAGUUUGUAAUUCAAAAUGUAAUAAACCAGGAUGUAGUCCUGGCGAAAUUAGUUCUCUUGGACCUUGUAAGAAUACGUACUUGAAAUGCAAUGCAAAGCGAACUUUUGAAGUGGGAUAUUGCAUGGAGGAUAAACUUUUCGACUCAGCAUCACGCAUUUGCCGAUUUCGGUAUGAAAUUGCGGAAUGCGCUGAGAAUCCUAUGAAACAACUCGGAAUUAUUUCUGCUCCUGCGCUACAUCGUGUGCACGAUUCAUUUAGACAACCACUGCAAUUUAAUCCAUAUCUAACACUAAAUCGACAAAACAGAAAUCCAUAUAGAUUGAAGUUGAGGUCACCGUAUGCACAAUCUGCCAAAAUUGCACCAUAUCAAAAUCCAAACAUGUUAUCUGGUAUGUUGCGAGCUCCAUCAAGCAAUGUAUUUAUUCCGCAAAUGGCCCAAGAACAGUACAGUUCACAUGUGUUUAGAAAUUUACCUCGUCAGAUGAGAAAUGUUAAGGACACUUUUCGCGUUGUUCCAUUCCCACUCGGAAGCAUUCCGAACAUACAAAAUCUAGGAAUUAUUGAUCAGUUUCAACUGCCCAGUAAUUUUCCGAUGUAUUCUUUUGUGGCUUCACGACUUUCACCUUCGUAUAAUUCACCAUCAACUUUAUCAUCGAAUCAUGGAACAACCAAUAGAAAUGGAGCAGUAGAUAGUGUAGAAGGUAGCGGUGAAGGGGACAAUGCGUCUGCGGUAACUGAUGGUGGGCGCGUGAAACGAGAUGCAUCAUUUGAGACAGAAUUUAUGGAAUUUGGAACAGGAUUAGAGAGAAAAUUAGAGACCGAAUCUGAUAUGGAAUUGGAGAAUGAUUAUUUCGAGAGCGAACCUGAUCUCUGUCCUUCUAAAACAUAUUCGACCAAUCUUACGCUAGGUGUUUGUCGUCCGAGUUAUAUCUUUUGUAAUGUAAAGGAAAAUUCGGUUUAUGUAGCGGACUGCAAUGAUGGGAAGUUAUUUGAUAGUGGAUUAAAAGAAUGUUUACCUGCAGCAGACUGUAUAUUAAGAGCACUACAUGGCCAGAGCAAUGAUAAUGAAAAAUUUGUAUUUUGUUGUUGUUGGUAUUUUUUGAUUGUUCAUCGCAAAAACAAUACACCACAUAGACAUCUCAUAAAUAAAUUUUGCAGACAAAAGAAGUUGAACAUUGUGGAUAAGUUUGUUUUUGCCAAAAUAUUUUUGGUAUAUUAUAGAACUCCAUGUGCUUUAUUGCCGGAUGGUACAUAUUCUCUUCCGGGUUGUAGUCAGUAUUUUCUUUCCUGUUUAUCCAACAAAGCAAUAUUGAGGAGUUGCGCAAAUGGACUAUAUUAUGAUGGAAGCAAACAUCAGUGCGAUUAUAGAGAACGUGUAGCAAUUUGCAAUAGUGAAAAAAAACCAAUUAAUGAACAGUCUUUGCUGGAUGUAAAAGAUUAUUCAAGUCAUGAAAACAUAGAUGAUAUAAAAAUAGCUUUAGCAAAUGCCAAUCAUGAAGUACCUUCUGCAUUACCAAACUUUACCUGCUCCAUUAAUAGUACCAUAUCCCUGGGAUGUUCACCAUCUUUUGUGAUAUGUGCUGGCGGUAUUGCAUACAUAUUCAACUGCAAUGGCGGUCUCGUUUUCGAUCAGAUAACGAGUUCAUGUAGCAGGAUAGAAGACACUUCAGAAUGUGAUGAACAGGGUAAUAGACAAAGAAUGUUUUCAGUGACUAACAGAUUCAGUUCCUCUUCGUCAUUAGCAGGAUUUGAUGAUUUACCCCAUACAUUGGUAAAUUUGACUAAUGUUUCAUAUGAUGUUUCUAGUUUUGAUUGCAUAAAUGUCCGUAAUGGAUUGUAUGCUUCUCAAUGCUCACCGCUCUUUUUCGUUUGUUCUGCUGAUCAUGUAACCGGAUUCGUAUGCCAGGAUGCAUUAGUUUUAAAUCUUGAAACAGGAUUUUGCGACCAGAAAGAAUAUGUUGCAUCUUGUAAAGGAACUGAUCUCGUUAAUAGCUCUUCCACUACAUUGUCCUCUAUGGCUGGAAAAGUGUCCUUGGAGUCAACCUCUAUCACUGCUCAACCAUCAUAUCAUUCAAUUCCACUCAAACGAUGGAAAUGCGAGGAUGGAUUCAUUGGUAUAAUGUCAAAAGGUUGUUCAAGAAAAUUUGUCCUCUGCGUCAACAGUAGUCAACAUUUAUUCUUUUGUCAGGAAGGCUUAGUGUAUAAUAUCAACACUAAUCGUUGUGAUCAUGCACAAAAUGUUGCUGCUUGUGGUGGUAAAACUGGAAUUCCAUUUAAAAAAAGAGCAUACGAAACAUCCCAUUUGGAAAAAGAUUUGAUUUCGACCAUUCAUGCUGUGGAUUUGAGAACAUCUAAUGCUUCAAAUCAAACGAUACAAGCGCUUUGCCAAAUCUCACGAGGUCAAAGUGCAGCAUACGGGUAUUGUCGGACAGAUUUUAUUUUUUGUCCACGAAAUGGAAAUGGAAGUCCUCAUAAAUCAUACUGCAUAAGUGACUACUUGUUUGAUGAAGAUGUUGGACGUUGUGUACCAGCUGAAGUUUGUGGAAUGGUUGGUGAUGCUAUUGUGGAAUCAGUGUCAUUAACAAAAGAAAAGUGUGAUGGUGUGGAAGAUGGCACUUCGAAAGGAAUUGGUCUAUGUUUAAGUGAAUAUUACGUAUGCAAGAAGGGUGUUCCAAUUCGGAGACGUUGUUUUAAACAUUUGGAGACAUUUUCUGCAACAGCUGGUGCAUGCAUGGCACGUUCUCUGAAUCCUGAAUGCCAACAGGGAUUGGUUACACUAACCGAUAGUAUAAAAAAAUUUAACGACACCGACGAUUUUUGUAUUCAUCGACCGAAUGGCUUUUAUCGGCAUCCUACAGACUGUGCAAGAAUCUUACAGUGUUUCGGCGAAGAGAUAUUUGAACACUUGCCAUGUGAUGAUGGACUUGUUUUCAACGAGAUAUCCGGUGGCUGUGAUUAUAAAAGCAAUGUGCCAGAGUGUGCUAUUACUUCUGAAAAAUCCGAAGAAGGUAAUAGUUCGUUAUCAGCAGGAUCAAAUUGUGAAGGAAAAUCCCACGGUGAUCACUUGGCAGACGAAAAAGAUUGCUCUGUAUUUUAUCGAUGUGUAUGGGGCAAACUGGAAAAGUUUUUUUGCCCAGAGCAUACCGUUUUUAAUCCCGCACUUAGCGUAUGUGAUUUUCCAAGUGCGGUACCGUAUUGUAAAGUUACUAUGUAA
Molecule: messenger RNA, 3891 nt
Organism: Brugia pahangi
Lineage: Eukaryota; Metazoa; Nematoda; Chromadorea; Rhabditida; Onchocercidae
Source: the annotation of a GenBank genome assembly